Messenger RNA from Plectropomus leopardus (leopard coralgrouper), 1149 nucleotides. The record is from RefSeq and is a predicted model, not a curated record. NCBI's taxonomy places the organism in Eukaryota, Metazoa, Chordata, Actinopteri, Perciformes, Serranidae.
AUGCUACGCUACAAAUGUCAGCUGCGCAACAAGGUGUCGAUUUUCACUCACUCUACAGACUCAGGUAUUCUCCACAGAGGUCACUUCUGCUUCCUCCAGAGGGGCCCCAUCUCAGACCCCAGCAGUGGUCCUGCUUACGUCACCAAUCUCGACUGUCAGCUUCUCGAGUCCUUCGACCCAUUGGCAGGGUUCAAAGUCUCCUACCUGCAUAGGAAAAUUAAAAACAAGCCAUCUCUGUGGAUAAAUGACCCUGUUCAACUGAAGACUUAUGCUUCAAAUGCAGGUCAAGGAGAGACACAGAGGACAAUGGCUGCCAGCAAGACUUUGAAACCCUGCUCUGACACCCCUCCAAAUCUUGUGGGUCCAAUCCAUGUGGACUUUAAUUCUGCACGAACUUUGGAUGAGGUGAGAGAGGAAUCCGGUUCUCCACUUCAGGAAGGAGGAUGGUACAAACCACCCGACUGCAUUGCAAAACAGAAGGUGGCGAUCAUCAUCCCAUUCCGGAAUCGACAUGAGCACCUUAAGCACUGGCUGUAUUACCUCCAUCCUAUAUUGAUGCGUCAGCAGUUGAACUACAGAGUGUAUGUCAUCAACCAGGAUGGAGAUGGAGUCUUCAACCGGGCUAAACUGAUGAACGUAGGCUGCUUUGAAGCACUGAAGGAAUAUGAUUUUGAUUGUUUUGUCUUCUCUGACAUAGAUCUAGUUCCUAUGGAUGACCGUAACCUCUAUAGAUGUUUUAACAAUCCCAGACACUUGUCUGUAGCUGUCGAUAAAUUUAACUUCAAGUUACCCUAUGAGGAGAUAUUUGGUGGGGUUAUUUCGUUGUCCAAGAAGCAAUACUUGAAAAUGAAUGGUUUCCCAAACACUUUCUGGGGCUGGGGUGGCGAGGAUGACGAUAUUUAUCAGCGAAUAAUGAACCAUGGAAUGUCCAUUUCUCGACCUGACAUGGUGACAGGAAAGUACAAGAUGAUCAAACAUAAGAGAGACGUGCAAAAUCAUUGUAAUCCAAGGAAUGUUGCCAAACUGAAACAAACCAAGAAUACAAUGGAUAAAGAUGGGAUUAAUUCCUUAAAAUACACAGUCAAGGAGACUGUGAAAGAUAAACUGUACACUUAUAUCAACGUGAAUAUUGGGCUCCACCUCUUUUGA